AUGGCGGACGAAGUCUACGAUGGUGCCAUUGGCAUCGAUCUCGGCACGACCUACUCUUGCGUUGCCACCUACGAAGGCACCAAUGUCGAGAUCAUCGCCAACGAGCAGGGUAGCUUCACCACGCCCUCGUUCGUCUCCUUCACUGAGGACGAGCGCCUGAUUGGUGAGGCCGCCAAGAACCAGGCCGCCAUGAACCCGGUGAACACCGUCUUUGACGUCAAGCGUCUGAUCGGUCGCCGCUUCGAGGACCCGACCGUCAAGAAGGACAUGGAGUCGUGGCCCUUCAAGGUCGUUGAUGAUGGUAACGGUAACCCCAAGGUCGAGGUCCAGUACCUCGGCAACACCCACACCUUCUCCCCACAGGAGAUUUCCGCCAUGGUCCUCAACAAGAUGAAGGAGAUUGCCGAGGUUAAGCUCGGUAAGAAGGUUGAGAAAGCCGUCAUCACCGUCCCGGCCUACUUCAACGACAACCAACGCCAGGCCACCAAGGACGCCGGUGCCAUUUCCGGUCUUAACGUCCUCCGUAUUAUCAACGAGCCCACUGCUGCCGCCAUUGCCUACGGUCUUGGCUCCGGCAAGUCUAGCAAGGAGCGCAACGUCCUGAUCUACGAUCUUGGCGGUGGUACUUUCGAUGUCUCGCUCCUCAACAUCCAGGGUGGUGUCUUUACCGUGAAGGCUACUGCCGGUGAUACCCAUCUUGGUGGCCAGGACUUCGACACCAACCUCCUUGACCACUGCAAGAAGGAGUUCACGAGGAAGUUCAAGAAGGAUCUUUCUGGUGAUGCCCGUGCCCUCCGUCGCCUGAGGACUGCUUGCGAGCGUGCCAAGCGUACUCUGUCGAGCGGUGCCCAAACCACCAUUGAGAUCGACUCUCUCUUUGACGGCGAGGACUUCAACAUGCAGAUUACUCGUGCCCGUUUCGAGGACCUGAAUGCCAAGGCUUUCUCUGGCACCCUGGAGCCUGUUGCUCAGGUUCUUAAGGAUGCCGGUCUUGAGAAGAGCGCUGUUGACGAGAUCGUCCUUGUCGGCGGUUCCACCCGUAUUCCUCGUAUCCAGAAGCUCCUGAGCGAGUUCUUCGAUGGCAAGAAGCUCGAGAAGAGCAUCAACCCCGACGAAGCCGUUGCCUACGGUGCCGCUGUUCAGGCUGGUAUUCUCUCUGGCAAGGCCACCUCGGCCGACACCUCGGACCUCCUCCUCUUGGAUGUGGUUCCCCUGUCCCUGGGUGUUGCCAUGGAAGGCAACAUUUUCGCCCCCGUCGUUGCCCGCGGCCAAACUGUCCCGACCAUCAAGAAGAGGACAUUCACCACGGUUGCCGACAACCAGCAGACUGUCCAGUUCCCCGUAUACCAGGGCGAGCGUGUCAACUGCGAGGACAACACCUCUUUGGGUGAAUUCACCCUUGCUCCGAUCCCUCCCAUGAAGGCUGGUGAGCCUGUCCUGGAGGUUGUCUUUGAGGUCGACGUCAACGGUAUCCUUAAGGUCACUGCCACUGAGAAGACCUCUGGUCGCAGCGCCAACAUCACUAUCUCCAACUCUGUCGGCAAGCUUUCCUCCGGCGAAAUUGAGAACAUGAUUAACGAUGCCGAGAAGUUCAAGAGCAAGGACGAGGCCUUCAGCAAGCGCUUCGAGGCUAAGCAGCAGCUUGAGUCGUACAUUUCCCGCGUUGAGGAGAUCAUCUCCGACCCGACUCUGUCGCUCAAGCUCAAGCGCGGCCAGAAGGACAAGAUCGAGCAAUCGCUUAGCGAGGCCAUGGGCCAGCUCGAGAUCGAGGACUCGACGGCUGAGGAGCUGAAGAAGAAGGAGCUUGGCCUCAAGAGGCUGGUCACCAAGGCUAUGUCCUCGCGGUAA
This is a messenger RNA of Dichotomopilus funicola, 1848 nucleotides long. RefSeq names its product heat shock protein 70 family. The coding region runs from base 1 to 1848 and encodes 615 amino acids. The record is from RefSeq and is a predicted model, not a curated record. The transcript is spliced from 6 exons. Gene Ontology annotation, molecular function: ATP-dependent protein folding chaperone; ATP binding. Lineage: Eukaryota; Fungi; Ascomycota; Sordariomycetes; Sordariales; Chaetomiaceae. Gene Ontology annotation, cellular component: plasma membrane; cytoplasm; cytosol.